Messenger RNA from Budorcas taxicolor (takin), 957 nucleotides. RefSeq names its product olfactory receptor 10R2-like. Gene Ontology annotation, cellular component: membrane. The transcript has a single exon. The record is from RefSeq and is a predicted model, not a curated record. Gene Ontology annotation, molecular function: G protein-coupled receptor activity; olfactory receptor activity. NCBI's taxonomy places the organism in Eukaryota, Metazoa, Chordata, Mammalia, Artiodactyla, Bovidae. Gene Ontology annotation, biological process: G protein-coupled receptor signaling pathway.
UUCAUGGCCAAUUCCUCCUGUGUUACUGAGUUCUUCCUGCUGGGUUUCUCCAGUCUUGGGGAAUUGCAACUUAUCCUCUUUGUGGUUUUUCUCUGCCUCUAUUUGAUCAUCUUGAGUGGAAACAUCAUCAUCAUCUCAGUCAUCUGCUUGGAUCACAGCCUCCACAUACCCAUGUACUUCUUUCUCUGUGUCCUUUCUACCUCUGAAACUUUCUACACAAUUGUCAUUCUGCCCAAGAUGCUUAUCAAUCUUCUCUCUGUGCUCAGGACUCUGUCCUUUGUGAGUUGUGCUUCACAGAUGUACUUCUUUCUUGGUUUUGCUGUCACCAAUUGCCUGCUUCUGGGAGUGAUGGGCUAUGAUCGUUAUGCUGCUAUCUGUCAGCCUUUGCAUUACACCAUUCUCAUGAGCUGGAGAGUUUGUGGGCAACUGGCAGUAACUUGUAUUGUCAGUGGUUUCCUAAUAUCUCUAUUGGGAACAACUUUGGUCUUUAGCCUCCCUUUCUGUGGCUCCAACAAGGUCAACCAUUAUUUUUGUGACAUUUCACCAGUCAUCCGCCUCGCUGAUGCUGAAACCUACAUUAAUGAACUGGUCAUCUUCAUUGGUGGGGUCUUGGUCCUUGUUGUGCCCUUGAUCUUCAUCUUCAUCUCUUAUGGAUUUAUUGCCUCUGCUAUCCUGAAGAUUUCAUCAGCUGAAGGCAAACGAAAGGCAUUCUCCACCUGUGCCUCCCAUCUCAUUGUGGUUGUUGUCCACUAUGGCUGUGCUUCCUUUGUCUACCUGUGACCCUCAGUCAAAUAUACAUCAGGAAAAGACAGGCUGGUGACAGUGACCUAUACCAUCAUCACCCCACUGUUGAACCCUGUGGUAUACAGCCUCAGGAACAAAGAUGUACAGCUGGCUGUUAGGAAAAUGAUUGAGAAGGUUAGGUUAAGAUUUUGUAAUUAUGUUAAGACUUUAUAA